ACAACAAAUCAAUCCGAGCAACUUGUUCGCAUUGGGCAUCCUUCUCUUUCCAGCUUUGAUAAAGAGAAUAUACAAUACAAUGCGCGUCCAGAACCUAGUGGCCGGUCUUUUGACCACGCUGAUUCCAUCCGCUUCGGCGACAGCGUUGACAUACAAGCUCGAUGCUAACGAGAAAGCGUGCUUUUAUGCUGAUGUGACACAGAAGGAUGUCAAGGUUGCUUUUUACUUUGCUGUACAAUCGGGCGGCUCCUUCGAUAUCGAUUAUCAAGUCGCCGGACCCCUUGACAAAGUGAUUCUGGGAGGAACCAAGGAACGACAGGGCGAUUACGUUUUUACUGCGCAGAGUAUUGGUGAAUAUAGCUUCUGCUUCAGCAAUGAAAUGUCAACCUUUGCGGAGAAGUUGGUCGAUUUUGAGAUUGCGGUCGAAAACGAACAAAAAGCCGAACUACCAUCACGACAAGGCGCCAGUCCCGAACAAGCCGACGCUGUCGAAGAAUCCAUCACAAAGAUCUCCCAUCUCCUAUCGACCAUCUCGCGAAAUCAGAAAUACUUCCGAACGCGUGAAAACCGCAACUUUAGCACCGUGCGCAGCACCGAGAGACGUAUUUUUAACUUUAGCGUUAUUGAGAGUUUGAUGAUGGUUUCUAUGGCUGGGUUGCAGGUGUUUAUCGUGCGGUUCUUUUUCCAGGGAGCUAGGAAAGGUUAUGUAUGAUCAUGAGAUUGCGAUAUAUGUUAUAUACUCGACAUUAGUGAGAAAUGUGCUUGGUUUAACGAAACUUCCUGGCGUGUACUGUUUGAUAUUUGCGGGAUUGCGAGGAGCAUUGGUUCUUAUGCACUAGUGGAAAGGAUUGGUACUAAAUGCAUGAAUACAUGGAUACAUCACUUU
Messenger RNA from Talaromyces stipitatus ATCC 10500, 886 nucleotides. Its product is annotated as endosomal cargo receptor (Erp3), putative. The record is from RefSeq and is a predicted model, not a curated record. The transcript has 4 exons. Gene Ontology annotation, cellular component: endoplasmic reticulum-Golgi intermediate compartment; COPII-coated ER to Golgi transport vesicle; endoplasmic reticulum. Lineage: Eukaryota; Fungi; Ascomycota; Eurotiomycetes; Eurotiales; Trichocomaceae. Gene Ontology annotation, biological process: Golgi organization; intracellular protein transport; endoplasmic reticulum to Golgi vesicle-mediated transport. Bases 80 to 712 code for a protein of 210 amino acids.